Molecule: messenger RNA, 4369 nt
Organism: Cricetulus griseus (Chinese hamster)
Lineage: Eukaryota; Metazoa; Chordata; Mammalia; Rodentia; Cricetidae
Source: RefSeq, a predicted model, not a curated record
AUGAGUCUGGACAUCAGGAUCCCAGUGCUGGCAGGGACCAUUUCUAAACCUACACUCAGGGCAGUGCCAAGUAAUGUGAUGGCUGCUGGGGAGCAAUUGACAUUUUUGUGUGAAGUACCCUUGGUGGCCAAGGAGUAUCGUCUCUACAAAGAAGGAAGUCAAGAAUAUCUGAUACCAACAGCCAUUCUAGAAACUGAGAAAAAGGCCACGUUCUCUAUCUCAUAUGUUCAAUGGUACAAUGCAGGGAAAUAUUGGUGUAACUAUACAAGCACCAAGGGCACAACAGAAUCCACUGAUAUCCUGGAGCUGGUGGUGACAGGAUUUCACCCCAACAGCAUCAUUCUGGCAGCCAUUCCCAGACCUGUGGUAUCUUCAGAAGGGAAUGUGACCCUUCAUUGUGAGUCCCAAGAGCCAUUUAACACAUUCAUUCUAAUGAAGGAUGACAAGAAUUUCUCUAGUUCUGUUAGCUCGCAGAAUAUGUCCUCUAGACUAUUUGGAGCCGUGUUCACAGUGGGUCCUGUGACUGCCAACCAGAGGUGGAGGUUCACAUGCUAUGGUCAUCAUGCAAGCAGCCCCCAGCUGUGGUCAGUGCCCAGUAACCACCUAGAGCUCCUGGUCUCAGGGACACUGAAAAAACCUUACUUAUGGGCAGAGCCACGUUCUGUGAUUGUUUCAGGGAAAGCUGUGACAAUCUUGUGUGAGGGGACCAAGAACACCCAACUAUAUUUCCUCUACAAAGAAGGAAGCCCAGCACCUUUGGAUAGUCAAACUCCACAAGGUCCCAGUAAAAAGGCCAUAUUUUCCAUAGCAUCCAUGGAAAGACAUCAUGCAGGGAAAUACAGGUGUUACUCUUAUGGAUCUGCAGGGUGGACAAAGCAUAGUGACCCACUAGAACUGGUGGUGACAGGAAUUUACUCCAGCAAACUCACCCUGUCAGCCCUACCCAGUCUUGUGGUGACCCCAGCAUGGAAUGUCACUCUUCAGUGUAGGUCACAACAGGCAUAUGACAGAUUCAUUCUAAUGAAGGAUGAUCAGAUUUUCUCCAGUGCUGCGUCCUUAAAGAACAUACACCAUGGGCUCUCAGGAGCCCGAUUCAGAGUGGGUCCUGGGACCCCUAACCAGAGGUGGAUGUUCACAUGCUAUGGACAUUACCUGAGUAACUCCCAGGUGUGGUCAGUGAGCAGUAAUGACCUACAGCUCCUGGUCUCAGGGAACCUUCAGAAACCCAGCAUGUGGGCUCAACCAGGCUCGGUGGUCUCUUCAGGGAGUUCUGUGACUAUCUGGUGUGCGGGUCCCAUACAAGCCCUUACAUAUGUGAUUCAUAAAGAGGGAAGCCCAGAAGCCAGCCACAUAGAGACCCAAGUAGACCAUAAUAACAAUGCAAAAUUCUCUAUCCCAUCUGUGUCCAGUCUGAAUGCAGGGAGAUAUAACUGUUACUCUUACAGCUCUGCUGGGUGGACAGAGCACAGUGACAUACUGGAACUGGUGGUGACAGGUGUCCAUGAUGGCAAACCUACUCUGUCAGCUUUGCCCAGCCCUGUGGUGACCUCAGGUGUGAAUGUGACCCUUCAGUGUAUGUCUUCCAAAGAAUACGAUGGGUUCAUUUUGACUGGAGCAGAUCUGAAGUUCCCCAGGUCACAAAAGGCACAGUUCACAAAUCAAACAAAGUUCUAUGCUCUGUUUCCUGAGAUCUCUGUGACAUACAGCAAGAAUGGGCCCUUCAGAUGUUAUGGAUACUAUACAAAUUCCCAAUAUGUGUGGUCAGAGGCCAGUAACCCUCUGGAGAUCCAUGUCUCAGACUCAGAGCCCCAGGAUCACACAGUGGAGAACCUCAUUCGAAUGGGCAUAUCUGGCUUGAUCCUCACAGUUCUCGCAAUUUUGCUCUUUUAUGACUGCCGCAGUAACUCUCUUACAGGAAUGAGUCUGGACAUCAGGAUCCCAGUGCUGGCAGGAACCAUUUCUAAAUCUACACUCAGGGCAGUUCCAAGUAAUGUGGUGGCUGCUGGGGAGCAGGUAACAUUUUUGUGUGAAGUACCUUUGGCGGCCAAGGAAUAUGGUCUCUACAAAGAAGGAAGUCAAGAUUACCUGAUACCAACAGACAUUCUAGAAACUGAGAAAAAGGCCACCUUCUCUAUCUCAUCUGUUCAAUGGUACAAUGCAGGUCAAUAUUGGUGUAAAUAUAAUAGCACCAAGGGCACAACAAAAUCCACUGACAUCCUGGAGCUGGUGGUGACAGGAGUCUAUGACAAGCCCACCCUGUUCACCCAGCAGAAACCUGUUGUAAACUUAAGAAUGUCUGUGAUCCUCACUGGAAUUUACUCCAGCAAACUCACCCUGUCAGCCCUACCCAGUCCUUUGUUGACCCCAGGACGGAAUAUCACUCUUCAGUGUGGGUCACAACAGGCAUAUGACAGAUUUAUUCUACUGAAGGAAGAUCAGAAGUUCUCCAGUGCUGUGUCCUCACAGAACAUUCACGAUGGUCUCUCAGGAGCCCAUUUCAGAGUGGGUCCUGUGACUCAUAACCAGAGUUGGAGGUUCACCUGCUAUGGAUAUUACCUGAAUAACUCCCAGGUGUGGUCAGUGAGCAGUAAUGACCUACAGCUACUGGUCUCAGGUAACUCUCUUGCAGGAAUGAGUCUGGACAUCAGGAUCCCAGUGCUGGCAGGGACCAUUUCUAAACCUACACUCAGGGCAGUGCCAAGUAAUGUGGUGGCUGCUGGGGAGCAGGUGACAUUUUUCUGUGAAGUACCAUUGGCGGCCAAGGAGUAUCAUCUCUGCAAAGAAGGAAGUCAAGAUUACCUCAUACCAACAGCCAUUCUUAAAACUGAGAAAAAGGCCAUGUUCUCUAUCUCAUCUGUUCAAUGGUACAAUGCAGGUCAAUAUUGGUGUAACUAUACAAGCACCAAGGGCACCAGAAAAUCCACUGACAUCCUGGAGCUGGUGGUGACAGGGAUACUGAAAAAACCUACUUUAUGGGCGGAGCCACGUUCUGUGAUUGUUUCAGGGAAAGCUGUGACAAUCUUGUGUGAGGGGACCAAGAACAACCAACUAUAUUUCCUCUACAAAGAAGGAAGCCCAGCACCUUUGGAUAGUCAAACUCUACAAGGUCCCAGUAAAAAGGCCACGUUCUCCAUAGCAUCCAUGGAAAGACAUCAUGCAGGGAAAUACUUGUGUUACUCUUAUGGAUCUUCAGGGUGGUCAAAGCAUAGUGACCCACUAGAACUGGUGGUGACAGGAGUUUACUCCAGCAAACUCACCCUGUCAGCCUUUCCCAGUCCUGUGGUGACCCCAGGACGGAAUGUUACUCUUCAGUGUGGGUCACAACGGGCAUAUGACAAAUUCAUUCUGAUUAAUGAAGAUCAGAAUAUCUCCAGUGCUGUGUCCUCACUGAAUGUACACCGUAGGCUCUUAGGAGCUCAUUUCAAUGUGGGUCCUGUGACCCCUAACCUGAGGUGGAGGUUCACCUGCUAUGGAUAUUACCUGAAUAACUCCCAGGUGUGGUCAGUGAGCAGUAAUGUCCUACGGCUCCCAGUCUCAGGAAGUUCUGUUACCAUCUGGUGUGGGGGUCCACUACAAGCCCUUACAUAUGUGAUCCAUAAAGAGGGAAGCCCAGAAGCCAGACACAUAGAGACCCAAGUAGACCACAAUAACAAGGCAAAAUUCUCUAUCCCAUCUGUGUCUAGCCUGAAUGCAGGGAGAUAUAACUGUUACUCUUACAGCUCUGAUGGCUGGACAGAGCACAGUAACAUACUGGAAUUGGUGGUGACAGGUGUCCAUGAUGGCAAACCUACUCUGUCAGCUUUGCCCAGCCCUGUGGUGACAUCAGGUGGGAAUUUGAGCCUUCAGUGUAAUUCAUCCAAAGGAUACAAUGGGUUCAUUUUGACUGGGGCAGAUCUGAAGUUCCCCAGGUCCCAAAAGGCACAGUUCAUAAACAAAGGAAUGUCCAAGGCUCUGUUUCCUAUGAUCUUUGUGACAUACAGCAAGAAUGGGCCCUUCAGAUGUUAUGGAUACUAUACAAAAACCCCAUAUGUGUGGUCAGAGGCCAGUAACCCCCUGGAGAUAUAUGUCUCAGGGUUGUCAAGAAAGCCCUACCUGGUGACCCAACAAGGAACCGUCCUGGCCCCUGGAAAGAACUUAACCCUCAAGUGUUUCUCUGAGACAAAUGAUGACAGAUUUGCUCUGUACAAGGAGGGGGAACAUGACCUCACACAGGUCUCUGCCUGUCAGUCUCAGGAUGGACAUUUUCAUGCUAAAUUCACAGUAGGCUAUGGGAAUUACUUCAUUGGUGGUCGCUAUAGAUGUCUUGGUGCACACAGCAACUCCUCCGAGUGGUCAGCCCCGAGUGACCCUCUGGACAUCCUGAUCACAG